UAGUGUUGCUGGGGAUGACGUCAUGCUGGUCGUUUCCAAUGUCGGGAGCUCGCGCACCUACCGUAGGAGGCCGCUCGGCGCACAACUUCAUCCCAGACAAAAUUCAACCCCAAGGUCUUCGACAGCACGCCGGUACCGUGACGCCCAGGAAGAUCCAGUCCCACCCCCCCUCACCCUCUCUGUUGGAGCAUGGCUCAGGAGACCAAUCAGACCCAGGUGCCCAUGCUUUGCACGAUGGGAUGCGGUUUCUACGGUAACCCCCGCAACAACGGCAUGUGCUCGGUCUGCUACAAGGAACACCUACAGAGACAACAGGGAGGGGGGAGAUCCAGUCCUCCCGGGGAGAAAGCUGGGACGUCGCCGUCGGGGAUGCCCGGGGCCGGCGUGAUGUCGUUCCAGAGAGCACAGUCCCGGUCCCUGGCGCGGAGGCGCCGACGCGGACGUCACCGUGACGAACCAACAUCCAGCGUCAGUCCUGGCUCAGCCAGUCCAGUAACUCAACAGAUGACGGCCAUGAGCAUCUCUCAGGACUCGGAGCCGUCGGACUCGGAUCGAGUGGAGGCCGACGAUGCCGAAGAGGAGGAAUCUCCGGCACCUCAGAGCUAGCAGGAGAAGCUGCACAGACCUCCGACGGCGAGCAGACUCCUGAUAAAAA
Molecule: messenger RNA, 655 nt
Organism: Syngnathus acus (greater pipefish)
Lineage: Eukaryota; Metazoa; Chordata; Actinopteri; Syngnathiformes; Syngnathidae
Exons: 5
Coding region: 190-606 (138 amino acids)
Molecular function (GO): zinc ion binding; DNA binding
Source: RefSeq, a predicted model, not a curated record